Molecule: messenger RNA, 1005 nt
Organism: Diaporthe batatas
Lineage: Eukaryota; Fungi; Ascomycota; Sordariomycetes; Diaporthales; Diaporthaceae
Exons: 2
Coding region: 1-1005 (334 amino acids)
Source: RefSeq, a predicted model, not a curated record
AUGAGCUCGAUGGUCCUACAAUGGGCUGUUGAACAGACUUUGUUCAAGUUCACCCCGACCGAGAUCGGCAACGCACUGGACAUGCUCCCGGAGAGCGAGGAAUUUGGCAACGGAGAUGUCCAAAUUGGCUUGCAGGCUUUCAAUGAUGUAGACGAAAUCACCAGCACCUACAUCACACCCUACCGAGACAAGACAGGCGCGCCAGAUCCGAAGCAGAUACCCUUUGAGAAGCGUGUGGAAGCUCUCGCUCGCAUCCUCAUCACUGUCAGUGAAGAACUAAACGUGCUGACUGACCAAUAUCGGUCCGAUGAGGAAGGGCAGGCAUUCUAUGCACAGCGCAAGGGACCGACGGAGGAACGCAUUCGCAGCCUCAACGACAUGCCGUACUUUGGUCUACCAGACAUUCCGUUCGAUCGUCUGCAAGACCCCGAACUUGGUCCGCUUGAGUUCAACGGAAGAAAGGAGCACGUGUGUGAGACAUGGACUCGAAUUCUGACCCUCCUGCGAUAUGCCAACACCCGGGUCUCGAAGAGCAAGUACAACAUGGCUGGUUGUAUCGAUUCGGAGAAGCAGCGGAACGAGCUGAGCCGUGAUGCACAGCGCAAGCUCAUUGAUCAAGGAGGGAGGAAGUGGCUGGGCCUCGACGAAGACUGGAGUGAACCGUUCCUCGAGUUGCCUGCUUGGAUGCGCCCUACAGGCAUGGACGUUGACAAGACCAGGGAGAUCAAGGAGAAGGACCCGAAUCAGCCAGCGCAACGGCCCAUCAAGUUUGAGGCUGUCUGGUUAGAGGAUUUUCCUGGAGAGAGCCCAGAACUCGGCCCGAAAUGCAAGCAAUUUUGGGCGGACAAAGGCUUGAGAGAAGAGUUUGGCAUUCCGGACCACGUCAAAGCCCCAGAGUUCGCCUUUCCGGGCAGGCGACCAACCGCUCGCGAUCCUCGGGACUUCCCUGAUUAUUCCCUGAUUAUCCCCAAUAGAGGGACAGUCUGCGGGCUUAGCUAUUCUUAA